Messenger RNA from Xiphophorus couchianus (Monterrey platyfish), 1700 nucleotides. RefSeq names its product adhesion G-protein coupled receptor G2-like. NCBI's taxonomy places the organism in Eukaryota, Metazoa, Chordata, Actinopteri, Cyprinodontiformes, Poeciliidae. The record is from RefSeq and is a predicted model, not a curated record. The transcript is spliced from 12 exons. Gene Ontology annotation, molecular function: G protein-coupled receptor activity. Gene Ontology annotation, biological process: adenylate cyclase-activating G protein-coupled receptor signaling pathway; cell surface receptor signaling pathway. The coding region runs from base 140 to 1450 and encodes 436 amino acids. Gene Ontology annotation, cellular component: plasma membrane.
AAAUGGAAAAGAAAAUGGAAAUGGAAAAGAAAAUGAAAAUGGAAAUGGAUGCAACAAAUUCCACGCAAUUAAGACCUUGGAGAAAAUUUUUCUGGAAAUAGAAGUAAACCAAACAUCGUGCAUCACUGCAGGCCAUUCUAUGGCCGUCCUAUAUAGACCAUCCAGAUCUGAUGACAACGACUUAAACAUUUACCUCAGUGACACUGAGGGUUCUGUAGAUGAGGAUCUGCCCGGCCGGAAAUUGCGAGCUUACCUGCCUAAAGAGCUGAAACUUGGAUCGGAUCAUACAGUCGCAUUCUGGUCGGUUCAGCUUCCAGUUGAGGAUGUUUGGAAAGGCUUAGAGAACCUGUAUGAGCACAGACUCAUUGGCCUGAGUGUCCGUGGAAUGGACGUUUCUGGACUUACGGAACCAGUCAAGAUCACAAUCAGAAUCACUACAAACAAAAGUGAACUCUUGAACUUCACAUGUGUGUACCUAAACACCACAGGAAAUGAUACCACUCCAAGACGAUGUGACAGUAUGGACUAUAACGGGACUCACGUCACCUGUUUCUCCAGUCAUCUCACGUACUUUGGUGUGCUUCUGGUGUCUGCAGACCUCUCACCUAAAGACGCUGAGAUCUUGUUCUACAUCACCUACAUCGGCUGUGGUAUCUCUCUGUUUGGUCUGGUCGUCACUGUUUUGUUCUUCAUCUCUAAAAGGAAACUCAGAGCAGACGAUUCCAAGAAGAUCCACAUCAGCCUGGCAGUCGCUCUGAUCUUCCUCAACGUUCACUUCCUCCCCAGCCAGGCGGUGGCAGCGUCGUCCUCCACUGAGCUUUGCCGUUAUGUGGCUCUUCUUCUUCACUACUCCCUGCUGGCCUCUUUCACCUGGAUGGCCUUGGAGGGCUUCCACCUCUACCUCCUCCUGGUCAAAGUCUUCAACGUCUAUGUGAGGCGAUACCUGCUGAAACUCAGCGUGGUGGGAUGGGGUCUUCCAGCGGUCAUUGUGUCAGUGGUGGCGAUCGUCGACAAGAACUUUUAUGGCCGUACCCCUGUGAUGUCAUCCAGACCCAAUGAAACUGAAAUAUGCUAUAUAACCGAUGACAGAGUGAAGCUGGGGACCACACUGGGACUGUUCAGCAUUAUGUUCCUCUUUAAUGUGAUCAUGUUUGGAGUGACAAUCAAAUGGUUUGUGAACACCCACUUUACCAAACAGCAUGGACAGAGAGAGCGCCGUGUGGCCCUGAAAGAAAUCGUGACCCUGCUGGUUCUCAUGGUUCUGCUGGGCCUGUCCUGGGGGCUGAUCUUCUUCUCUUUGGGUCAGCUUCCUGCUCCCGGCCUCUACGCCUUCUGCAUCCUGAACUCUCUGCAAGGUUUCUUCAUCUUCAUUUACUUUAUGUUGCAUUUGAAGAAUUCAGGAAACCAAUCUGCCACUCCAAGCCCUGCAACUCAGGCUGAAAGCUCCUGACCUCCGGUGGGAUCUUACUCAGAGAGACAUUCACCUGCCUGAUUCAUUGGUCUUUUGUUUGCCUUAAGGAAAUGUGUCAGAACGUCAAACAGAUCUACGCAUCAGACAAACUUAACACAUAAAUACAAAAUGCAGCAUUUCAAUCAAAGAGUUUCUUCCAUCCAUCCAUUUUCUUCUGCUCAUUCCAAGAUGGAGUGGUUGUUAGGGCCACUGAAACAGAUCCUCACAACACCAAGUCCAAAUUACAGAC